Molecule: messenger RNA, 1662 nt
Organism: Penicillium angulare
Lineage: Eukaryota; Fungi; Ascomycota; Eurotiomycetes; Eurotiales; Aspergillaceae
Exons: 2
Coding region: 1-1662 (553 amino acids)
Biological process (GO): mRNA splicing, via spliceosome
Cellular component (GO): nucleus
Source: RefSeq, a predicted model, not a curated record
AUGAACAACGAACAGUUUCGUCGGAUGCUGGCCGACAAAUCUUCAGAUAAAUCAAACAACAAAUUGUCUCCCUCAUCUAGAAAUGCCAGUGCCGGUAACGCAACACCAGGCGGCGCGCUGCUUGGUUCGCGAAUGCGAUCCAGCAUCCCCAUGACUCCACGAUCCGUAACUGGCGCGGACUUUGCGCGCCAAUUAGCCGAACAGCGCCUCGAAGGUGGUGACCGGCCCACCAAACGAUUCAAAUCCUCCGCCGCGCCAAAGGGUUCAAAACUAGCAGCUGGGUAUCAAGAUCGCGCACACUUGCGAAAUGAACAACCGGAUGAAGAGACAGAUGAUCUCACAAAGAGGAUCAAGGCCCUAGAAGAGAUGGUCAAGCUGGGCCAAAUCGACCAGGCAACCUUCGACAAGCUCCGUACUGAACUUGGGGUCGGAGGCGACACGAGCAGCACACAUAUGAUCAAGGGACUGGACUGGGAGCUCUUGAGACGUUCUCGAGCCGGGGAGGAUGUUUCGAUAUCGGCUGAUAAGCCUGCGCCUGUGGUUGAAGAUAAGCCGCUUGCUGGGGAAGAAGCGGAGGCGGAGUUCGAGCGCUUGAUGGAGGAAAGGGGCACUGAAGAGACUCAGAUAGCGCCGAAGGAACAAAGAGAGAAGAAGAAGGGAAAUAUGGCACCUCCGCCACCGAAGAAGAAGACAAGAGAUGAGAUUCUGCAGGAGUUAAAGGCUAAGAGAGCGGCUGCUAGUGCGCCUGCUCCGCCACCGGAGUCUGUGUUGGGUGAUAAGUUCAAGAAGCUUGGGGAUGGGAAACCGGAGAAGAAGCGAUUUGUUGAGACGGAUGAUAACGGGAGGAGGAGGGAGGUUCUUCUUAUUACCGACGCGCAGGGCAAUACGAAGCGCAAGACGCGGUGGAUUGAUAAACCUGGUCAAUAUGUUAAGCCAGUCGAUGCUAUGCCGAUGCCAGAUAAGGAUGCUAAACCUCUUGGUAUGGAGGUUCCAGCUGAGAUCGCAGCUAAGAUUGCGGCUAGUGCUGCGCAGCAGGAAGAAGAGGAUGAUGAUAUCUUUGCCGGUGUUGGUGCGGACUAUGAUCCUCUUGCUGGUAUUGUAGACGAGGAAGAUUCGUCGUCCGAUGAAGAAGAAGAGACAACAGAUGCUCCUAAGGCCACGACAAAAGUCAAAGCGCCCGCUACAGAAGAAGAGGGGGAUAAAUCUGCUGAGCCAGAAACCUCUUCAUCUAAACCCCGAAACUACUUCGCUACCACUUCCUCUGCUGCUGCUGCUGCUGUUGAGGAGGAACCCGAGGAUCGCACGAAUCCUCUUAUCAAGGACCCCGCCAUUCUUGCGGCCCUCAAACGAGCAGCCGCUCUACGGCAAGCUUCGCCAUCUGCUGACGACGAAGACGAGUCCACCGAGUCUUCUUUGCGACACAAGAAAUUUCUCGAGGAGGCUCGGCGACGUGACGCUAUGGACGCUGCUGAUAUGGACUUUGGAUUUGGAGGAAGUCGGAAUGAAGACGGUGAGGAGGAGGACGAAGGCAUGUUACUCGAUUUUGAGGAUAGCGGGCCUAAGAAGCGCAAACGAGGACCCAAGAAGAAGAAGGGUGAUAAAGACAGUGCAACUGAUGUGAUGCGCGUACUAGAAGGACGACAACAGAAGGACUCGAAGUAG